Messenger RNA from Saccoglossus kowalevskii, 345 nucleotides. RefSeq names its product histone H1.8-like. Gene Ontology annotation, molecular function: double-stranded DNA binding; structural constituent of chromatin; nucleosomal DNA binding. The record is from RefSeq and is a predicted model, not a curated record. Gene Ontology annotation, biological process: nucleosome assembly; negative regulation of DNA recombination; chromosome condensation. Gene Ontology annotation, cellular component: nucleus; nucleosome. NCBI's taxonomy places the organism in Eukaryota, Metazoa, Hemichordata, Enteropneusta, Harrimaniidae.
AUGGUUGAUUCCGCUUCAUCGAAACCUGUCAUGACGACGAAAGCAGUAGCAAGUCAUCCUAAGACAAUGGAUAUGGUUGUAGAAGCACUCACGACGCUAAAAGACAGAAAGGGAAUUUCUGUACAAGCCAUCAAGACUUAUAUUCUGACUCACUACACCACCGUUAGUCCUACUCACCUCACUUCUAGUCUACGCCGCGCUCUCAAAACUGGUCUUGAAUCCGGUAUGUUGGUACGUCCAAAGGACUCUCAUGCCAAUGGCGUAAGUGGUCGUCUUCGUCUCGGUAAACUUCCACAGAAACCUGAGAAGAAAUCGGUUAACAAGACGACACCUAAGAAAAAGGCG